This is a messenger RNA of Stegostoma tigrinum, 9205 nucleotides long. RefSeq names its product olfactomedin-like protein 2B. The record is from RefSeq and is a predicted model, not a curated record. NCBI's taxonomy places the organism in Eukaryota, Metazoa, Chordata, Chondrichthyes, Orectolobiformes, Stegostomatidae. Bases 115 to 2934 code for a protein of 939 amino acids. The transcript is spliced from 9 exons. Gene Ontology annotation, biological process: signal transduction.
UUUUCUACAGUUCGUGGCAACUGCCAGUUCGCUCCAGCAAUCCUACCAUCGACUCGACCAGACUUAUUCAGUGAGGGCUGAGUGCGGAAAGCAACCUUCUUGCGGAUAGCGAAGAUGCUGUGGGGAGCAGUCUUAGUCGUGGGCUUGGCUUUGUGCAGAGGACUACCGCUUAACAGCGGGCUGCACAAUAUCACCAGCAAAAAUGCCAAACCGAUGCCAACCGUUUGGGAAGAACCGACGCGUGAAGCUGAAGCCAGGACAACCGAAUCACAGAAAGAGGACAGCAUCCUAUCAGAGUUGCUACGGGACUAUGACAAAAUGAAAGCCGUAUCUGAGGGCUCGGAUUGUCGCUGUAAGUGUGUGCUCACACCCUUGGGCCGGGACGCCUGCCACCGAAUUUGGGAAGGCUCCGCCAAGCCGGACGACUCGUACACGGUGGAAACUAUCAGCUCGGGACCACACUGUAAAUGUACCUGCCUCGUCCCGCCCUCGGCUCUCGACUCCUGCGCUGGCCAAAUCAGAUUGCAGAAGUUCCAGGAAGCGGAAAGCAACAGUUUCAAGUUCUCCUCUGCAAUGGAACUGUUGGAAGGUGCCAUCUUUGGAUUAGACAUCAUAAAGUUACAUUCCGUUACAACCAAACUCAUCAAGCGCAUUGAAAAAUUGGAAGCGGCAUAUGCGUUUAAAACCUCCACAGAGGAUGUGUCAAUCAAUGGCGAUUACAACGAGGUUCAGAAUAAGAUGGAGAAGAAGGAAAAUUGGACCACUCCUUAUAGAAGCACAAAGGAAGAAACAGUUGACAUCAGCACAAACUUCCUGCAGAGAGAUGCUGCAGCUACCUACACACAGCCUGAGGAGAGGCAUAUCCGAAUAUUAGCUGAAAUGUUUGACAAAGAGCUUAGCCAGAAAAGGCAUGAUAAUAAAGACACCAAAUCAUCUGAAUUAUCAAGUACGGAGCAGAAGCAGUUUAAGAGGAAACAGAAGCGCAAGCAUUCCCAAGGACCGACCAUUUUACGAACAACAUACUACAAAGCAAAGCCUUCAGAGGAAGCAGGAGAUGAAGAAAUGGCAGAGGAUGAGCAAGUCAGCUCAGCCAGUGGUGAAGAUGCAACACUACUAUUUUUGGACGAUCAACUCAUUAAGCACAUGGAGCCAGUGAUUAACAUUUCUCAGGCACCAAAUCCUGCAAUGGAACCAGUCACAAUGAUCAAUCCAGAGGCAGCAACAACAUCAAGACAACAGCUGAAUCUCUCUGUUACAGAGGCUCUGACUGCUGCUAGUCCUAUUCCUAUCACUGUUAUACCAGGUCCUGGUAUUACUGCUACCUCCAGCAGUACUAAUGUGACCACCUCUUCUGUAGCCAACCCAGCUAGACACACUGCAACACCCAACCAAUCCAAUACCACAGGCCCUACAGCUGCACCCAACACCACUACUUCUGCCAAAUUUACCACCAAAAGUCUUGCUUCUGGACUUUCUAUGCCAGCAGUCACACCUUCCAACAAUAUUCCAAAUUCCAUCAUGACGAAUGCAAGUCAUACCUUAGCUGUUCUGGCUUCUGCCAACGCCACAGUGUCCCUUCAACCCCCCAGCUCUGCUCCUUUGUCUAGUGCAGUCAUCUCUGCAAUUCCAAGCAGCGAGGCUCCUAUUGCCAUUCCCAUCAUCUCCAUUGUUGAUCCCUCAAGUACUGCAGUCCCCAUCAGCACUGCGACCUCAACCUCGAGCCCCCUGCCUACUUCAGCUGUCACAACUGCUGCUGCUGCCCUCGUAACCAUAGCAGCCAAUACGAGCACUGCACCUCCAAGAAUAGUAACGACUGCCAGCACCACAGUCCCCACCAAAAGCACCACAGUCCCCACCACCAUAAGCACCACAGUCCCCACCACCACAAGUACCACAGCACCCACCACCACAAGUACCACAGCACCCACCACCACAAGCACCACAGUCUCCACCACCACAAGUACCACAGUCCCCACCACCACAAGGAUCACAGUCCCCACAAGCAGCACAGUCCCCACCACCACAAGCACCACAGUCCCCACCAACACAAGUACCACAGCACCCACCACCACAAGCACCACAGCACCCACCACCACAAGCACCAGAGUCCCCACCACCACAAGUACCACAGCACCCACCACUACAAGCACCACAGCCCCCACCACCACAAGCACCACAGACCCUACCACCACAGCCACUGCACCCAUCACCAAACUUCCCACCACUGACCCUCUGACUACUAAAGCCACCACCACAGCCACUGUACCCACGACCACCAAACUCACAACUACCGUACUCACCACAACCACUAUACCCACCACAUCGCCAGUCACCACAGUUCUCAGCACCACCACCACUCAAAGGGCAACCACUACAAUGACUACACGUUCUCCAAAAUCCAGAAUAACUUCUUUUUCCAGAAGGAGACUGCCAGCAAAGAUCACACGGAGGCAGCGUGUGAGCCACAAGCCGAAUAAUAGCUACAAAGGUUUUGGAGAGUGCAAGGAAACUUUAUCAACAAUUUCUGGACCCAAGACAAAACACAUUUAUGGGAGAAAAGAAGGUGCUUGGAUGAAAGAUCCAUUAGCAAAGGGAGUUAAAAUCUACAUCACCAACUACUAUUAUGGCAAUACGCUGGUGGAGUUCCGCAACAUGGAAUAUUUCAAACAAGGUCGCUGGAGUAACUCGUACAAACUUCCAUACAAUUGGAUUGGUACAGGCCAUGUGGUGUAUGGUGGGGCUUUCUACUACAAUAGAGCUUUCACUCGCAAUAUUAUCAAAUAUGACCUGAAGCAAAGGUACUGGUGGAACUUUCUCGCAACAAAGAUGACAGCCAAGACUUCCUUCUUUAUCUGGGUAUACCUUCGUUCGGCAUCAGCCAAAGUCCGCGAAGCAUGCACUAUUGAGUGUUCCUCUCUAUUGGACCAUCUGUGAGCCAACACUACCCUGACACCAUACAGGGAGGCAUUGCAUGUCAGCACCACAUCUCACCUGGGAUCAUAACGUGCCACAAUCACUGAUAUAGCCAUGCUGUUAUCAACUUUCAUCAGAACUGAGUAACCAUUUAGCCAGACACUUAUUUUGAUUGGUUCUGAUUUGGACAUUCCUAAGCAAUUUAACUGUUCCAAACCGAGAGAGAGCUGUGCUUUCCAGGAUGUGCACUGUCCCGGAUACUGGCCUAUGAGUUCUCUUACUCAGUUCAGCCCUUAUGAAUUAUUUCGCUCUCUUGAGUCUGCAUAGCAGCAACAACUAAAAUGGCCUGCUGGCCUGGAUUCUGGAGAGAAUUUUAACCAUUUGGCCAAGGCUUGGCAUUGUUUAGGAGUUUUGUUGUGGGCCAACCUAGAAUUCCUCUUUUCAGGAUAUGUCCUGAAUGAGGCUAUGCAAUUGCCUUCACUUAAGGGAUGAUCCCCAACUCAUUCGGCCAGGAAAGGGUGUCUGCUUCUGUCUGAAUACACUCAUGACUGUAACUCCAGUUGCCACAUUUUCCAAUGAUAAAGUCAGUUGUCAUGCCUGUUUGAAGACCAGUUCAGCUUUAUCUCGUAUUUGCUUUUGCAUGGUUACAACAUUAUUCCCACAUACCAAACAUUAGUAUCUGGUGCCUCAGGGAAAGUUAAGCUUCUAAUGACUGAAAAAGCUGCAGGUCCACAAGGUGUCUAGAGAGUUACUUGUUGCUUUUCGCCUGUCCCAAUGUCAUUUGAUUGGAAAAAAUGAUGCUCUCUUUCAACAUACUGUGCUCAGUCUUUGAAUGGCAGGAUCAGUUGAGUCAAACUUCCCAAACAGUGGCAUGAUGCCAGAAAUGCUUAACACAAAAACCCCAACACAGUGUGGAAGCAGGCCAUUGAGUCCACACAACCCUCUGAAGAGCAUCCCACCCAGACCCACAUCCUUAUCAUUGUAUCCUUUCAUUUCCCAUGGCUAACCUUCCUAGCCUGAACAUCCCUUGACACUAUGGGCAAUCUGGAUGACCAAUGCAUCUAACCUGCACAUCUUUGGACUGUGGGAGAAAACUGGAGCACCCAGAAGAAACCCAUGCAGAUACAGGGAGAAUGCACAAACUCUACAUAGACAGUUGUCCCUGGUGCUGUGAAGCAGCAGUGCUAACCACUGACCACUAUGUUUAUCCCAACUCGAAAAUGACUGUUGCAAGUGAAUCAUUUCUGAGCGAAUUUUUCUCUCAUCACUACUGAAAUAACUCCUCAAAGGCUGGUAUUCUGUCACCAAGUCACCCUUUAUUUACACAUGUAUAAUACAUGGCACUGACCCGGCUAGCUCAGAGUAUACUCUUUGAGUGAACAGAACCUCUGACACCUGUUUUAUUUUGAGCAUCUCGCUUAGUGUUAAUCCAAAAUCAACUGCCUCCAAAGCUGUCGUAACCUCGUCAAAAAUCCCAAUAUGGAUUCCCCUGGUUCUCAAAAAUCAAUAGCAUCUCAGAAUUAGAGCAGGCUUGGGGUCAUAAUAUUUCUCAGCUAAACCCAUAAACUCUUGAAAGGUAUUAGUAUCUGGUGCUUCUCGGAAAGUUAGGCUCUUAAUAACCAAAAAAGUUACAGGCCCACACACUGUCCAUGUUUUUCAUCUGCUCAAUGUCAUUUGCCUGAAAAAAAAAACAUUCUUUCAACAUAGUGGGCCCAGUGUUCAAUGGCAGCAUCAAAUGAUUCAAGUGUGCCAAAUAGUGGCAUGAUGCCAGAAAUGCUUACCCCCAUUUAAAGAUGGCUACUCUGAGUCAGUUUCUUCCGGGGUGUGUUUUUCUCUCAUUGCUAUUAAAAUAACUCCAUGAAGACCAGUAUCCUGACACCAAGCCACCCUUUAUUUACACGUGCAUAGUACGUGACACUGACCCAGCUAGCUCAGAGCCAGCUCCUAGAACAAACAGAACCCUUGAUAGUCCUGUUUAUAUCUGUCAGCCAGGACUCCCUGAUUGGACCAGGUUAACAGCCCCAAUUAAGGAACUCAUAUUCUAUGAGGUUUUCAAGGUUUUUGAGAAGAUUUGUAGCUUGGGUUGUUGAUGUGGUUGUUGACUUGCUUGCUGAGCUGGUAUGUUUGUUUGCAGAUAUUUCAUCACCAUACUAGGUAACAUCCUCAAUGCGUCUCCAGUGAAGUAUCAUUGUUCUGUUCCGCUUGCUAUUUAUGUCUGUCAGUUUGCUGGGUUGGGUGGCAUCACUUCCAGAUUUCUUUCUAGUGGUUGGUAUAGGGGGUCCCGAAUGUUUGUUAAUGGAGUUCCAGCCUGAGUGCCAGGCCUUUAGGAAUUCUCGUGCCUGUCUUUGCUUGGCUUGUCCUAGGAUGGCUACAUUGUUCCAGUCAAUUUGGUAUCCCUCUUUAUUCAUGUGUAUUAAAAUGAGUGAUAGUUGGUCAUGUCUCUUGGUGGCUAGUUAGUGUUGGCGAAUCCUUAUGGCUAGUUUCCUUCCGGUUUGUCCUAUAUAAUGCUUCCAGUCUUUGCAUGGUAUCUUGUAAAUAAUAUUGAUUCUGUUAGUUGUGGUUGUCAGAUCCUUUACUGUUGUCAGUAGCUGUCGUAGCAUAGCUGUCAGUUUGUGGGCUACCAUGAUUCCUAGGAGGCUGAGUAAUCUGGUGUUCAUUUCAGGAAGGUCCUAAAUAUAGAAACAAAUCCAGAAUUGAUGCCACCCGGCCCUGCAAACUGAGACACAUAAAUAAGUGGGACAGAACACUGACGCUUCACUGGAGGUACACUGACAAUAUUACCUAGUAUGGUGAUGAAACAUCUGUGAACAAAUUUACCAGCUCAGCAAGCAAGUCAUUAUCUGCACCUAUAAGGUCCACUGGCUGACUUUGUUCCAAUCACUAUGUACAUAUCUCAAAGAAAACUGAUACUGUGAUAAUUCAUAUGUAAAUGCUGCAACAACAGAGAAACAAAAACUGUGUUAUUGAUAAUUAAGACAAAUAUAAUGCUUGUUGAGCAUCAACAUUCAACAGGUUAUACAACAAACUGUGAGAAGUUGGAAUUAGCUCAAGCUGAUAAAUGGUCAUUCUGCGAAAGAUGUCAACUGAAUAUCAAAUAAUCUUAUCCUUGACUUGUGGAAUGUACUGAUGAUUAUGGUAUAAAUACAUGGUAAGUUUAAAACUAAACUGUAAUGGCUCACUUCAAAUGGAUUGAAGCCAUUAUCAAAAUUGCACAGGAAUUCACUCCAUAUGAAAAGUUUUAAGUGUUCUGCACAAAUAUUGUUCAGCAUAAUUUCAAGAACAGCAGUAUAGAAAACACUAAAAUCAUUCUGUUUUUAGAUUUAGCUGCUAUGGAGUUCUUCAAUGCUGUCAUGGUACAUGAUCAGAGAUAAUGGGAACUGCAGAUGCUGGAGAAUCCAAGAUAAUAAAAUGUGAGGCUGGAUGAACACAGCAGGCCAAGCAGCAUCUCAGGAGCACAAAAGCUGACGUUUUGGGCCUAGACCCUUCAUCAGAGAGGGGGAUGGGGUGAGGGUUCUGGAAUAAAUAGGGAGAGAGGGGGAGGCGGACCGAAGAUGGAGAGAAAAGAAGAUAGGUGGAGAGAGUAUAGGUGGGGAGGUAGGGAGGGGAUAGGUCAGUCCAGGGAAGACGGACAGGUCAAGGAGGUGGGAUGAGGUUCCUGUUUCCAAGUCAGUUCUAGUAUUCAGUGACGUUUAAGAGAGGACCAAAUCAAUUCACUCAAAAUUUUGUACAAUUUGAUUUCAGUAUUUAUUUAAUUGGCAGCUCAUUUUGAAUUUUAAAGUUAGUUAAAAUCACAGGCUUCCAUCAGCUUGAUAUUGAUCAGUUUUUCUUUCUCAAAUUGGAGUAUGUCUGUCAUCUUUUAAGAGAUAGUCAGCCAGGUAGCUUCUCUAUAGAGGAAAAUAACUGCUCUGUAACAAUUUUACUGACAUUAUAGUUGAGCAUAGCAGCUUAAAUGAUUCACUUUAAUUCACACAAGGUGCUAGCUAAGCUUAGUAACAACUGUAAGCAUAUAUUUGUGUUAUUAGAUAAUUUGCUUGUUUUAUUACUCUUCAAUAAAUUUGUUUGUCAAUUGAAACUGAAGUCCAAUUCCAGUGUUGUGGUACUUUGUCACCAAUGAAAGAGGAACUUAAAUUUAUUUGACAGAUUUCCUGUCUUCAGGUGAUAGCCAUUUCUGUGUAUUGCUCCGGCAACUGAGAAACUGCUGUCUGAAACCUCCUUGCAAUUGGACUCCUGUUUUAAGACUGAAAUCAUUUAAAAGCUUCAAUAACCAAAAACUCAUUAAGCAUCUGAGAAUCCUGUGUUUCUCCAUAAUGCUCUUCCUUGCAGUUUUUUGCUCUAACGUUGGUAUGUGUGCUUUCUGAAAUCUAGGGUUUAAGCUCUGCAAUCCCCCCCACCCAGCCUCUACUCAACUUUGUGUCAUUAAGAUUCUCUUAAAAACCACCUCCUUUGGGCCAAGUUUUGUCACCUCUCCAAUUAUUUUCUUGCGUGGCUCUAUAUUAAUUUUGGACUGAUUACAGUGAAGCAGGGAAGUAGUACUGCUUCAAAGGUGCUAUAUAAAUGCAAGAUAUCGUUAACUGGACAUUCAUAGAAUCCCCUACAGGGUGGAAACGGGCUCUUUGGCCCAAUAAGUCCACACAGACUCUCAGAACAUCCCACCCAGACCCAUCCCUAUAUAAUCCACCUAAUCUACAUAUCCCUGGACACUCUGGGCAAUUUAGCAUGGCCAAUCAACCUAGCCUGCACGUCUUUGGACUGUCGGAAGAAACCGGAGCACCCAGAGGAAAUCCACGCAGACACAGGGAGAAUGUGCAAACUCCACACAGGAGUGGAGGGUGGAACCAAACCCAGGUCCCUAGGGCUGUGAGGCAGCAGUGCUAACCACUGAGCCACUGUGCCACCCCAUGUUCAGAAUCUGUGUGUCGGCUUACAGUUUAUGAUAAUCAUCUGAACUAUAAAUGUACAAUUUGCUGAGUGUAGUAAGACUAUGCAGAAGCUAAGUCACCAAGACUCAGGACUGAAUUCCUGAGGGUGCAGUGGUCUUAAUCAGAUCACUCAUGCAUGUGUCUUAUCAUUUGGGUUUGACAGUAAAAAAGAUUUAAAUAAAGAAAAGACUUAAAUAAGGAACUAAGCUGCUAAGGGAAACCAAAUAUGAAGUUGUACAGAAGAGUAAACACACUAUUUCAAAUUCAGUCAGGAGAGUAUCACAAAGUAUGAACUUACAUUAACCUCAAGGUUAUAGUUGAGACACUGAAAAUAUGGUUGAAUACAAUGAUAGGAGUUAGGAUAAUGGUGGAAUGAAAAUUAAUAAUGCAAACUGGCCUUUUGGCAACAUUGACUUUCUUUAAUAAUGUGAUCAAUAUUUGAAAGCAUUAAAAUAUUGGGGAAAAAUUUCCUAAGAAUUAAAAAAUGAACAGACCCCAGCUGUAGAGGUGAUUUCUGACUAGGGCUACUUCUUUGCAGUGGCUAGUUGACUCAAAUUCAAUUUUGAUCUUAUCUAGCUGAAAUCGAGAUGUCUGGUUUAUAAUAUGUUUAGUCACUAUUUUUAAAGAAUAAUCGGAAAAUGAUGAGUAGACAGUGAUCUAAUUCAAGUACUUCACAUAACAUCAAACUGAAGGUCUUUCAGACCACUAUCUGCAGCCCCAAAGAUUCAAGAUUUUGACCUUCAAAAUUCAGUUAAUGAAGCUUAGAAAGUUUUCAGUGUUAAAAAACCAAAAUCAGCAUGUCCUUCAAUAUAAAACAAAAAACAAUUGGUGUGACAUAGCAAACUCAUCUGCAAAUGUCUAAAAAAUAGAUUCUGGGUGUGGCUCCUUGGUCAUUUGUGUUCCAUUUCUUUUCAGAUUUACAACAUUUUCAAAUGAAAAUUUUAUUAAUUCUUUAAUAGCUUCUUUAAAGCUCUCACAUCUUAAUUUUUCUGGUUUCAUUAGUGUAAAUUUACAGUAAUAUCAUCUGCAUUCAAUUCUCUUUGAUAAGUACUGUUGAGUGCAAAACAUGCUUUUGAACAUAUUAUAAGGCUGUAAAUGAACUCUUGGGGCUUGAUUGAAAACCUUCAUUCAUGUUUGAUGAGUCAUGACCACCUGGAAUAUAUUACAGUUUUAAAUGCAGAACUACCCAUUAUUUGAAACAAUACUUCACAGUAAUACACAUACAACAAUGGAGGACUAUCUUAUUUAAGAUUUCACACAAUAUUCUUGACUUGACUGAGAUUAUUCUCCCCUUUCAUGAAAACCAUAAGAGAAGGACAUUUUACAUAUUUCAUAGUGGUAGACUCUGCAUUUAACAUAAAACCAAUGUGCUG